Papilio polytes (common Mormon) is the source of this 6888-nucleotide messenger RNA. RefSeq names its product transcriptional activator cubitus interruptus (gene ci). Gene Ontology annotation, molecular function: DNA-binding transcription factor activity, RNA polymerase II-specific; RNA polymerase II cis-regulatory region sequence-specific DNA binding. The transcript is spliced from 25 exons. Lineage: Eukaryota; Metazoa; Arthropoda; Insecta; Lepidoptera; Papilionidae. Gene Ontology annotation, cellular component: nucleus. Gene Ontology annotation, biological process: regulation of transcription by RNA polymerase II. Bases 714 to 5492 code for a protein of 1592 amino acids. The record is from RefSeq and is a predicted model, not a curated record.
AAUCUUAAUAAAAGAUUCUCAAGUGUAUACAUAUUUCGGGUGAGAAUAACUUGGAUAUAAAAGUAAAUAAUGGGCAGUCCAAAUAAGCUGAGGAAUAUUUUUCAUAACAAAAUUACUUUGUUCAAUACAUCGUUAAACUAUGGAUUGGACCUAUGAGCGUCGCUAGAAGUAAAUCUGCAAUGGAGAGUCGAAAAUUAUUGUUCGCGGAGUCAUCGGCCGCUCAAAUACCGUUGAAGAAGCAUUAUGGAUUUGAACCAGAGUGAGCUGCAAGCGGUGAACAGAAGAAGGUCAGACGGCCUCCGCGAAUUCAUGCUUCAGGACCAAGAUCAACUAUAGGUUCUUUGCCAUCGCAUGUCGGAACUAAUAGCACCAAACACCGAGGACUGAUGAUGUGCCACACGAAGUCCUGCGCUUCUGGUUCACACGCGAAUCUCUACUGGCAACAAGGACUUUUCGAGAUUCCCGUGAAAUAUCAAGAAUCCGAUAAAGAAAUUACGAAGAACUCAAGGACUAUUAAUACUUAAUGUCGAAGCGGGCCGUAUAGUAUGGUGCAAAAAGAGAAAAUGAUACGCGCGUUUGAAGAUUUGCCGAAAAUUAAACGUAAACGGUUAUUAUGACGGAGUGUGUGAAGUAAAACUAUAAAGAUGUUAAAGGAACUGACUUGAAUACAGUGGUAAUUUGUGGAACUGAACGAUGUGGAACUGAGUUUGUGAAUGAUGCCUGAUCGCGAGUCGGUAGGUCCGGGGACAACAGGUAGCGGUGGCUUCUUGCCACUUCAGUUCCCGUCGGCUUUCGCGGCGUUCCACGCGACCACGCCCCCCGGCGCACAGGCAUCCGCCAUGCACCACGCCACGCAUUACCAUCACCAUGCCCAGCUGGCGGCGGCGGCGGCGGCUGCGGCGGGCGCGACCACCGAGCUGAGCUACCUCGCCGCCUUACACCCCGCGUACCGCCCCGUGCCCUACGACCAUCCGCUAUACGGGACCAAUACUUUACGAGGUUUAGAAUAUCUAAGUGCAGCGAGAAGUUUACACCCUGAGUUACACGCAGGAAGUACGCUCGCCAGUCAAGACUUUCAGCUGAGUUUGGAAGGAUCAAGAAUAGCAUCACCGACAAGAUUAAGAUUGUCAGGGGGCGCGAUAAGUGCGUCAGCGAACCGUAAACGGGCUGUAUCCUGGAGUCCUUAUUCUGCAGAGUCGCUGGACCUGGCGGCCGUCAUCCGCGCCUCGCCCGCCAGCCUCGCCGUCAGGGCGCCCUCCGCCGCCUCCACCGGCAGCUAUGGCCACCUCAGUGCUGGUGAGGAUUGGAUUAAGUCUUUCGGUGCGAUAUCACCAGCACUGUCGCUGUCGCACGCCUCGCUGGCGCAGCAGUUGCUGGCGCGUGGCGGUGUGGUUGGUGGCGGCGGCGUGCUGGCUGGCGGCGUGCUGCUCGACCCCGCGCACCAGCAGGCGGCUGCUGCGGCAGCACAUCAUGCGGCACACGCGCAUCUUGUAGCGGGGAUACAUAGAUCUCACAUAUCCUCGCCGACGCAGCUGCUACUCAGCGGCGCGGGCGGCGGCGCGGUGGAGGUGCGCGGGGGCUUGGCGCUGGACACCGCGCACAUGCAGCCACACCAGCAGCCGGAGAUCACCAGCGUUAUGGAGGCUGACAGCGCAUCAACGGCGUUGAAUCAAAGGAAGUCCCCGCAGAGUGUGAUGUCACACAGAGAGAUGCACAGCAACAAGCCGCUGUCGGCCGCCGCCGAGAGCACCGUGCACGACGGACUCGACUCCAAGGACGAGCCCGGAGACUUCAUUGAAACCAACUGCCAUUGGGUGGAUUGUAAACUAGAGUUUCCAACACAAGAUGAUCUGGUGAAGCAUAUAAACACGGACCACAUCCAUGCCAGCAAGAAAGCGUUUGUGUGCCGCUGGGUGGGCUGCUCGCGGGACGAAAAGCCCUUCAAGGCUCAGUAUAUGCUGGUUGUGCAUAUGCGGAGGCAUACGGGAGAGAAACCACACAAGUGUACUUUCGAGGGCUGCUGCAAGGCGUACUCGCGGCUGGAGAACCUGAAGACGCACCUGCGCAGCCACACCGGGGAGAAGCCCUACACGUGCGAGUACCCCGGCUGCGCCAAGGCCUUCUCCAACGCCAGCGACCGCGCCAAGCACCAGAACAGGACUCACAGCAACGAGAAACCGUACGUGUGUAAAGCGCCGGGCUGCACCAAGAGGUACACGGACCCCUCGUCUCUGCGCAAGCACGUCAAGACAGUGCACGGCGCUGAGUUCUACGCCAGUAAGAAGCACAAAGGCUGCAGUCGCGGCGACGACUCUGCGGAGUCCGGCGGCGGCGGCGCGGGCUCCUCGCCGCGCUCCGAGGAGGGCGGCGCUCCCGCCGGCCGCGGACACGCCUCCUCCGCCUCCGUCAAGAGCGAGAGUCCUGCCUCGCCGCUGCCGCACAGCUUGCACACUCCUGCGCAUCAGUUGUCAGCUCAAUGCGGCGGAGAGCUGGACUUCGGUGGCUCCGGACUCGGCGGCUUUAGUGAUGAGAAUGGCGCUCCAUACUUUAGACUUGAUGGCGAUGUGGAACAAGAAGUGGUGGGCGAGGUGGGGCAGCUGCCGCUGAUGCUGCGCGCCAUGGUGGCCAUCGGCUCCCCGCGCGCGCACGCGCCGCGCUUCGGACACAAGAUGGCGGCCGGCGCGCGCCUGCUGCACCCGCACGACCUGCCCGCGCCCGCCGCGCCCGCCGCGCCAGGUAUCCCAGGUCGUACGGAGCUGGGCAGCACUAACGUGGCCGUGGAGCUGAAGACCGGCCUCCCCAACACGAGGCGGGACUCCGGCAUCUCGUCUGGCAGCAGUCUGUACAGCGCUAGGUCGUCAGAUAUAUCUCGCAAGAGCAGCCAGGCGUCGGUGGUGUCUGGCGCGGUGGGCGCUAUGGGCGCGAUGGGCGCGGUGGGCGCGGGCGCGGCGCCGCGGCUGCUCGCGCAACACAACGUCUACGACCAGCUGUCACCGGAUAGUAGUCGAAGAUCUAGUCAAGUGUCGUGUGUGGGGUACGCGCCGCCGCCCUCCUCCGCGCUCGCCGCCGUGCAGGCCGUCAGGACCUCGCAGGGGAAUCAGGCGGUGCUGCUGCGCGGCGUGACGUGCUCGGAGGUGCGCGCGGAGGAGCUGGCGCUGGAGCUGGAGGCGGAGGUGCAGGUGAAGCAGGAGGCGCGCCGCCUGUCGGAGCACUCCAACCUGAGCGACCAGCACGCCUACCAGCCUUACCCCUGCGCCGCUGAUGAAGUCGGCGACGCUCCAUUCCAAUUCAAAACGGAGGACGAGCACGAGGCCGUCACUUACAAGGAGUCGCGCUCCAACUCCACUAACACGGUCGUAACCACCGCGCAAGUACACCAUCCCAACCAGGAGGUCAACUUGGAACAGGUGGCGGAAGGUGAAAUGGUGGAGAACAAGCUGGUGAUACCAGACGAGAUGAUGCAAUAUCUUAACCAAUCAAUAUUGGCCACCGACACGGUAACACCAGCUAAGACGGACCCCUCAGCCGCCAGCGACCCCGACUCAAAGGACAAGGACCCGCCGACCAAAGACAACGCCGGUGACAAGAACACGAACAAUUCCAGUGACAAAAUCAGUGAUGUCGCCACCAGUGACGAUUCCCUCCUCAAAAACUUAGGUGCCAUAGGAAGUGAUCUCAACAUAAGUGAUAUUCCAGUCGAUUUAAGAUCUUUAGACGUUAGUAUGUCUGGUAACAGCGGCUCUCUUCUAGCUAAAACUCCGGAAGACAAAAGCGCUCCACUCCAGGAGCAAGUCAUACCUGAAGUCGUAACGGAGAAAUGCGACCAGGAUUACACCAAACCGCCGACAAGCAACACACCGAAUAAUCCGUUACAAUCUCUGCAAACGAUGACAGCGAAUCAAACGGAACAAUCGAAUAGGAUGCGAAUAAAUAAUCCUCUACCUCAGAAGACGGCGAUGAGCCCGAAGACAAUAGUGAUGACCCCUCAGAAUGUCCUCAGCCCGAGCCUAGCUCAUAGCAUGCUCAGUCCACAGAGUCUGCCGCACAGUGCCAUGAGCCCACAAAGUGGGAUGAGCCCACACAAUCUCCAGAGCGGAAUGAGUCCGCACAUGCCUCACGUCAUGAGUCCCCCCAGUGUGUACAACGUCAUGAGUCCUCAAAGUGUCAUGAGCGUCAUGUCGCCUCAACACAACGCAAUGAGCCCUCAGAGCAUGCAAAGUCUCAUGAGUCCACAGAUGCCGAAUCAAAUGAUGAUGAGUCCACGGCAUAACAAUAUAGGCAGUCCUAUGUCUCAGAACAUCGCCAGUCCCAUGAUGAAUAUAGCGAGUCCGAUGAGCCACGGUAUGGCCAGCCCCAUGCACCCUGGCCUGCAGAGCCCGCUCACCAGCCCCAUGGUGCAGAAUAUGUCAAACAUGACGAUGAACGGCACACCAGUACCCAACCAAACUCAGAAUGUUAUGAUAAAUAUGAAUCAACUCAACCAAAAUCAAAUGACUGCUGCUCCCUACGUGAAUAAUCGACAGACUUGCAACGCUAAAAUGCCAAAUAAAAAUUAUUCCAACGUUGCUCCUAAUCAGUACCAAAACCAAAACUACGGACCGGCACCUCCUUAUCCAGUACAGGUACAAAAUCAAAACAUGCGAAGUCAACAAAACAUGCAACAGUAUCAAAUGAUGCAAUACAACCAGAACCAAAUGCCGAGACAGGGACCGAUGCAGAACCAACCCAACAUGGCGUAUAAUAACCAAAUGUUGAACUACCAAUCCGUUAACUACCAUAAUCAAAUGCAAACAUCACGAUCCUCGGCGAUGAGCACCGACAACAGUACAAACAUGAGAACCAUGAACAGCUACUGCGACCAACUAAAUCAAAUGCCACCUCAAAAUCUUUACAACCAGAACAUUCAAUAUCCACAACCACCUCCGUACAACUCUGUUGUCAACGCGACCAAGGUGAUGGGACCUCCUCCACCCAAAAACAAUCACCAGUACAAUCAAGCGAUGAUGAACAACAACCAAUACUACAAUCAUCAACGACCUUACAACCAAUGGGAUUAUCCGGGAAAUCAGUUCAACAAGCACAACAUGCAAAAAUCGGUACAGAAUUCCGUGAACAUGUCUACGGGGAGUCAGAAACCGGUGAACGGGACUCGAGUAUCGGUGAACUGCAACCAAAUGAAAAACGACCAACAAACGGAUUGCAGUAUGAAUAGCGUUCGCAGUCAGAAUCAAACUAGUGAGGUGCAAGUAUGGGACAUUUCGCAAUCACAGAUCGAAGCUUCUAACGGUAGAAAGAAGAAUCAGAACACGAUGCGUCAAGACACGUACCAACGUACAUUAGAGUACGUGGAGAGUUGCGAGAACUGGAAGAGUUCGGAAAUGGUAUCGAGCAGCACACACCCGCUACAGGCUGACAAUAUGGUUGUAAACGACCUGCAGACCUCGCUGUCAUCAUUUUAUGAAGAAAAUCAAUAUUUACAAAUGAUACAAUAACACAAUUUUGGACUGAAAAUAAUAUGAAGUGAUAAACGAUCAAAUUUUUUAUCAAAUUACAUACUAAAAUAGUACAAAAACAUUUUGUUCGUUAUAAUGUCUCCGCUCCAACAUAAUGUAUUUCAAAGUUUAUUUUAAAAUAGUAUAUAUCACGUUGCUCUACAGACUGACUAAUUAUAAAUUUCUAAAUUUAGUUCGAUAUAAGAUUUUUCAAAGUACAUUAAUUUUGGAAUAAAAGAAAAGACAAAACUCUUCAAUUUCUGUAAAUAAUAUUAACUCUUAUAGAUCGUCUUCCAUGGUUAAUUAAGUACAAUAAUUAAUUUAAGCUUGUUAUAGUUAAUUAUUAUAAAUAAUAUUGUACAGUUAAGACAUUUAAUGUAACGAUACAAAGGUUGACAGUGCCUUAACUAUGAACAUAAAAUAGAAGUGCCUUUACAUGACGAUUUUAUCGACUUGUAGUUAUUUAAUUUAUAAUGAUCGUAGAAAGAAAAUAGUUUUAAAAUACAAGACAAAGGAAAGCUGACUGAAAGGACUGACCCUUUUGAUCGGUAAAAUGAGAUUUUUCUUCCUAUUGGGCCAUUGGAUCUAUGGAUUCGAUCGGUCCAAUGGGAAACACCUGACCGAUACAUCUAUAUGUUUGUUGAAUAGAAUUGGGGUCUUAUUAUGUAUAAAAUAAAAAUUGAAUUGUAAAAUGUUUUAAUGCCAUUUACAUUAUUUCAGUCCAGUUACCGGAUCCAGCUCUGGAAUACAACUGGAAAACAAUACUGAAACUUAAAUAUUGCAUUUUAGUGUGGGUUUACAACAUUCCAGUUGAAAGAACUGGAUCCGCUGGACUGGAAUAGGAUACAUUUUUAGACAAUAUUUUCUGAGUUAGAGCGAGCUAGCAAUACAGAAUUUCCUAAUGGUGCUUCAGAAGUGAAUCAACUCCAGUGAACAUAUGCAAGGUAAAACUUAACUUACUAUGACUUUUGACUGUCUUUACAAAUGUUUGAAAACAUGUUGAGAAUGUAUGGAAACAUGUUUUCUAACGGUUGUAAAGUCAGUAUCCUUAUGAUUAAUUUUUCUAUAGAAAUAUUGUACAAAUAUACACUUUUUUUUAGAAUUUUUUACAGGAUUGUUAAAUGUAAUUUUUCUAGUGUUAGUUAUUAAUUGUAAUCUUUUAUUUUAGCUUGUUAAUUAAUGCAAUAUUCUGAUACGUUUCUAUAACGUCGAAUCUCUUAGUUUAAUUUUUAUGAGAUUACUAGAUAAUAAGAUUUUGUUAUAUUUUUUAUUAUUUAAAUAAAGAUAAAUGGUACGCACAAAAUAGCGCUGUAACAGAACAAACUACUAUUUUGUAAUAAAUUAUUGUUUUUUUUUAAUAUUGUAAAAAUGCAUUUGUAAACCUGUGAACGAUAUU